GGGGGACAAGUCUAAAGGCAGCCGCUGAGGUUCACCCCGCCCUCCAGUCAGCAGUUGAGAAACCACGGGACAAGGGACCGGGGAGGGUGCUGAGGGGGAGGUGAAUAACACCUACGUAGAUGAGACACAUCAGGGCGACUGUGCAACUGUCUGGCUGAAGGAUCCUCCUCUUCCUCCUCAACAUGGUACUACGUGUUAAAAAGCAAACACGGAGCAAAUAGUAAAUAGAGAUGCAUGAAGCCAUAGAGGAAAGGAGACGAACGGAACUGAAUCGAGCAGAAGAGAAACUGAAGGAAAGCGAGGACUAACCUAACCUCGUAUCGUCCAAAUAGAGCCCCCGAACCGGGCUUGCUCCAAAGAGGGCCUGUGAGUAAACACCUUCUCGGCCACCCACCCUCAACCGAGUGACAGAAGCUCGCCUGCUCCGAGGGAAUAAGCAGCAAUACCAAUAGAUCACUGUCUGUGAACUGUGAGCUGUGGCUGCUGUUCGCGAGGGAUUUAAUUUUUUUUUUUUUUUUUGCUUUUACAUUUUUCUUCCAGUUUUUUUUUUAAGGUGUCUGCUAUUUUCCCGAUUCCAACUCCGUGCUAUUCCGUCUUCAGCUUCGUAGAUUGUUAAUUUUUACCUCAUCUCUCUCCACCCCCACCCCCACCCCCACCCCUUUCCUCCGUGGAAAGAGAAGGAUUAAAAGUUACAAGUAUUGUUAUCGUUGGGUUUGUAGGUUAUUCUUUCCCCACUCUCCUUUUGGUGUGUGUUGUAAAAGUAGUGAGUACUAUGUGCACCAACAUAGUUUACGAAUGGCUGAAAGCCCUUCAACUCCCCCAGUACGCGGAGUCCUUCAUGGAUAAUGGCUACGAUGACCUGGAGGUAUGCAAACAGAUCGGGGAUCCUGACUUGGACGCCAUCGGGGUCCUGGCCCCCCAGCACCGGCGCCGGAUCCACGACGCGGUAAGAAGGCUACGGGAGCAAGAUGCCAAUGCUGCCGGCCUCUACUUCACCCUGGAGCCGCAGCAGCUGCAGCCCCAGCAGCAGCCUGGUUCCCCUUCCCCAGAAAUCUACACCAGUCACCUAGUGGAGCAGUAUGAGGGCCAGGCUUGGAGGGAGUCUCAGCCUGGCCAGACCCAAGGACCCAGGGGGGUCUCCAAGAACCAGAAAGCCGGGUCCCGCAGCAAGGAACUGGUGACUUAUCCCAAACUCAAACUGAAAAUCAUGAUCAGAGAUAAACUCGUCCGGGAUGGAAUCAAUUUAAGCAAGCCCCCGUACUCCAACAAGGUCGCAAUGGCUGGCAUCCUAGAGUACUUAAUGAAUUGGCCGAAGUCAUCACAGAACCGCUAGAUAUCAUUUUUGCGAACUCGUGGAGGACUGGUGAGGUGCCUGAAGACUGGAAAAAGGGCACAGAUAGUGCCUUUCUUUCAAAAAGGGGAAAUGGAUGAUGAUCCUGGAAAAAAAAAAUUCAUCGGCCAAACUUUUAUACUUGGAAAAAUUCUGGACUAAUCAACUUUGUAUAACUGGGUGCUAAUUUCUAAAAAACAAGAAACAUAAAGGCAAUAAAACAUCUAAGUACUUAUUUGGGAAUUUUUUGCCACCCAGUUCUGCAAACUCUUGACUGUUUAAAAGGAAAUAGGUUUAAUCAAUGGAUUUGAUUGAUGUUAGUUAAGGUUUUAGAAAAAUAGCUUAUUAAUCACAGUAAAAGGAAUAGGUUCUUAGCAUUAGAGUGUAAUUAGAUCUUUCUGUAUUAGUUAUUUUGUCUUUUAGCAUAAAACAUUUUUUUCUCUCCAUAAAGGGCAAUGUUAUAUUAAAAUAUCCUGGGAAGUAAGAAUAACCUGAUCAGAGGUACAAAGGGGAAAAUUACCAAGACCUGUGCACAUUGUGGGAUAGUUACAAGACUGCUGGGCUUGGAAUUUGGAGACCUGAAUUUUUGUCCCAGUGUUGAUGCUUAUUGGAUGUGUCCGUGACCAUGAGCAAGUCACUUUAUCAUCAUUUAAUCCUGUGUUUUAAUUUCCUCAUCUGUAAAAUGGGCACAAUAAUACUUGGCACCACCUAUCUCAUAAGACUGUUUUGAGGAAAAGUGCUUUGUACAACUUAAACUGAUAAAGAAAUGUGUUAUUGUGUGUGCAGUGGGAUAGAAAGGAAUUUCAUCCUGGCUUUAGUACAGGGGACUUAGAUUGUGGAAUGAUGAAAAAUGUAGAAGAAGCUCUGUUAGUAGCUAGCAGUGGGAUUUGGGGGCAAAUUUUCUUCCCCUCUCUGGGCCCCAAUUUUCUCCUUUAUAAAGUGAGAAGGUUGGGCUAGAUGAUAUCAAUAGCUCAUAUGAAGCUCAAUGGUGCUCCACUGUAUACAGAGCAUUUCCAAAUAAGGUAAAUGAGGCCGAGAGACGUUCAGUCUCUUCCUUCAGGUCACUGAUACCCUUUCCAUUUCUUGCAUUCCAUGAUUCUAAGCAGUCCCAUUUUGUGUUAUGCUUUUCUAGAGUGAAUAGUUUAGCAAAGAUAGCAUGUCUACAUGUAAGACAUUGCAAUGCACUGACACAUGGAUAAAACUAAAGAAGUUUUGGUAAGGGGAGAUAUUUUCUCUUGGUUUCUAUGUCAUUUCAGACAAAUGAGAUUUACUUAGACUCAAAGGCACACCCUUAUGCAGCUGACUGGGAAGCAGGAGUCAAUUAUUCUGUGCUAAUACCUGACCUCAUCCUACUUACCAAGAACCAGAAGUUUUGAGUACUUUGGCCCACUCCAUGCUACGCCAUGGCCUUUCCCCAUGGUUUCUCACUGAAAGCCCAUACUUGUGGAUCCAUUUUCUUGUCCUUGGCUCUUCUAUUGCAGCCUUAUGAUGCGGUAGCCAUUUUUACUAGUCCUGCUUUUAUAAUGGGUUAAGGCAGCUAGGUGGCUUAGUUGAUAGAGUGCUGGGCUUGGACUGAGGAAGACCUGAGUUCAAAUC
Molecule: messenger RNA, 2926 nt
Organism: Vombatus ursinus (common wombat)
Lineage: Eukaryota; Metazoa; Chordata; Mammalia; Diprotodontia; Vombatidae
Gene: SAMD5
Product: sterile alpha motif domain containing 5
Exons: 2
Coding region: 773-1333 (186 amino acids)
Molecular function (GO): protein binding
Source: RefSeq, a predicted model, not a curated record